Didymodactylos carnosus is the source of this 1485-nucleotide messenger RNA. NCBI's taxonomy places the organism in Eukaryota, Metazoa, Rotifera, Eurotatoria, Philodinida, Philodinidae. The record is from the annotation of a GenBank genome assembly.
AUGGAGGACACACCUCCAGAUGGCGGUGCGGUUCGCAAGAAGCCAAAAACCACAUCACGGCUUCAGCAAGAACGAAGGUAUACGUCUAAUCACAACAUCUCGAAUGAACAACCCGUAAAUCACCAAACGCAAGAACCAAUGUCAAAAUUAGCACCUCUGAUUCUACAAGGUGCACAAUUAGAUCGUUACGACCUAAAUAAAAUCAUUAAAACUCACUUACCAACUGUUCGAUUGACAGACAUUCAAUGCAAUAAAAAUGGAACGAUAACGAUGUUUGCAGCGGAUGUCAAAAGUUUCAACGAUAUUUUACUCGAAUUGCCGAAACAGAAAUUUGGUAAUGCAACCAACGUGAAGGUGUUCAUACCACGUACAAUACAGCGUGUUAUGGACACAGAAAAACAGGCGUUUUUAAAAAACGUCGAUGUACGAAUUACAACAGAUGAAAUUGAACAAGCACUGACGUCAGUCGGUCUUCUAGUCGAAAAGGUUGAACGUCUAAAAAACCACACAAAACAGCACGACGGUACGACAGUUAAAGUAACACUUGCCAACGUUUUUAACCGUAAUACGAUCGUCAGAACAGGGCUACAAAUUGACCAUAUGUUUAUCGCUACCGAGGCUGCAAGAUUUGCAACAAAACCGGUUCAGUGUUUCAUCUGUUUAGGAUAUGGACAUAUUAGUAAGUACUGUCGUGAUAAGCAGCAAAUUUGUUCGAGGUGUGCUGGCUCACAUGAUGUGAAAAAUUGCACAGAAGCUGAUUCCAAUAUCCAAUGUAAAAAUUGUAGUGGACAUCAUCAUGCUACUGAUAGUAAAUGUCCAAAAUAUCAAGAACAGAUGAAAAAACUAAAGACAACCGUUGACGACUACUCAACAAAUACGUCAAACAAGCAUCGUUCGCCACCUAAUCUUACCGAUUUGCGUGCGUUCCCGUCACUAGACGGUGCACGUCAACAAAACUCGUCGUCGUCGUCUUUAAACAAAGACAAUCUCGUCGAAGAAGUCUUUCGAAAAGUUAUGUCUAAAAUUGAGCCAGUUCUCAACCGAAUUUUAGACAGAUUAGAUGGAUUAGACUCAAAGUUAUCCACUCUAUCCUCAUCACUAUCUAUUCCGUCCACCAAAGCACAAUUUACUAAAAAUCCGCCCCAAUUCCACGAUGUCGAUUUUGAAACAGAAGACGCAUAUAUUAAUCAGGGUGGUGCAGAAGAUGAAGGUUGUAAGAGUUUUGAAAUGAAGGAAGUUUUCACUUCUACCACUACAGGCAAAAAAGAAAUUUCAACCUCCCAAUAUUUUCGAAAACCCAGUGCAACAGCAUACUAUGCUGCUGCAACGACCACCACUACUAGUAAAACACAAGCUCCGGCUUACCCAUUUCCUCAAAAAAGUUACCAACGAAAUCCCUGUUCGUUGAAACGAGUUUCAGUUUCAAGGUACAAUCCGAGACUUCAAAAAACUAUUCAGAACAGUUUAAAUCAGAUGAUCAAUUAA